AUGCCAGAGAAAGUGGACAACACAUUAAUGAUCAUAGUGGCUGCAGAGUUUUUAAUGGGGAUGUUAGGGAAUACAUUCAUUGCAUUGGUAAACUGCAUGGACUGGGUCAAGAACAGGAAGAUUGCCUCUGUUGAUUUAAUCCUCACAAAUCUGGCCAUAUCCAGAAUUGGUCUAUUGUGCAUACUACUACUAGAUUGCUUUAUAUUGGUAUUCUAUCCAGAUGUCUACACCACUGGCAAACAAAUGAAAAUCAUUGACUUCUUCUGGACACUAACCAAUCACUUAAGUGUCUGGUUUGCUGCCUGCCUAAGCAUUUUCUAUUUCCUUAAGAUAGCUAAUUUUUUCCAUCCCCUAUUCCUUUGGAUGAAGUGGAGAAUUGACAGGGUGAUUUGCUGGGUCCUGCUGGGUUGCAUGGCCUUUUCUGUGUUUAUUAGCCUUCCUGUCACUGAGAAUUUGAAUGAUGAUUUCAGGUUUUGUGUCAAGGCAAAGUGGAAAACAAACUCAACUUUGAGAUGCAGAGCAAAUAAAGUUCAAUAUGCUUCCAUCAAAAUUUUUCUCAACCUGUUAACCCUAUUCCCCUUUUCUGUGUCCCUGAUGUCAUUUUCCCUCUUGAUUCUUUCCCUGUGGAGACACACCAGGCAGAUACAGCUAAAUGCCACAGGAUGCAGAGACCCCAGCAAGGCUGCCCACCUUGGAGCCAUGAAAGCCAUUAUCUCCUUCCUCCUCCUCUUCAUUGCCUACCAUUUGGCCUUUCUUGUUGCCACCUCCAGCUACUUUAUGCCAGAGACUGAAUUAGCCGUGAUACUGGGUGAGUUGAUAGCUCUAAUCUAUCCCUCAAGCCAUUCAUUUAUUCUAAUUCUGAGCAACAAUAAAUUACGACAAGCAUCUCUAAGAAUGCUGUGGAAAGCAAAGAAUAUCCUAAAAAGAAAAUUCUAA
Messenger RNA from Orycteropus afer afer, 936 nucleotides. It is a transcript of the gene TAS2R7, whose product is annotated as taste 2 receptor member 7. Bases 1 to 936 code for a protein of 311 amino acids. The record is from RefSeq and is a predicted model, not a curated record. The transcript has a single exon. Gene Ontology annotation, cellular component: membrane. Gene Ontology annotation, biological process: sensory perception of taste; detection of chemical stimulus involved in sensory perception of bitter taste; G protein-coupled receptor signaling pathway. Lineage: Eukaryota; Metazoa; Chordata; Mammalia; Tubulidentata; Orycteropodidae. Gene Ontology annotation, molecular function: bitter taste receptor activity; G protein-coupled receptor activity.